This is a messenger RNA of Maylandia zebra (zebra mbuna), 1230 nucleotides long. It is a transcript of the gene imp4, whose product is annotated as IMP U3 small nucleolar ribonucleoprotein 4. Gene Ontology annotation, biological process: rRNA processing. Gene Ontology annotation, cellular component: Mpp10 complex; nucleolus; small-subunit processome. The record is from RefSeq and is a predicted model, not a curated record. Lineage: Eukaryota; Metazoa; Chordata; Actinopteri; Cichliformes; Cichlidae. Gene Ontology annotation, molecular function: snoRNA binding; rRNA primary transcript binding.
CUUUCAGCCAAUGGCGCAAACUUUUGUAGGCUCGUCUCUCUCUCCGUGUCCACGUGAGUAGCGUGGGUUAGCUACUAGCAAUAAACACAUCAUGCUGCGUCGAGAGGUGAGACUGAGGCGGGAGUACCUGUACAGGAAGGCACAGGAGGACAGGCUCCGAACAAUAGAGGAGAAAAAGCAGAAGCUGAAGGGUGCCCUCGACGAAAAUCAUCUCCUUCCCACUGAGAUACGCAAAGAAGCUCUUGAGCUACAGAAACUAGUGGAGUAUGACGACGAAGGGGCAGAAGGUGUCAGCUCUCAUGUGGAUGAUGAGUAUAAAUGGGCUGGAGUAGAAGAUCCUAAAGUCAUGGUCACUACAUCCAGAGACCCAAGCUCCAGGCUCAAAAUGUUUGCCAAGGAGGUAAAGUUGAUGUUCCCUGGGGCCCAGCGAAUGAACAGAGGAAAUCAUGAGAUCCCUGCAUUGGUACAAGCCUGCAAAGCUAACAGUGUUACCGACCUCGUCAUCGUGCAUGAGACAAGAGGACAGCCAGAUGGCCUGGUGGUGUGCCAUUUGCCAUUUGGCCCAACAGCUUAUUUCACUCUUUACAACGUGGUAAUGAGGCACGAUGUUCCCGACAUAGGCACCAUGUCUGAGGCCUACCCCCACCUCAUUUUUCACAACUUCACCUCACGGCUCGGCAAGAGGGUAUCCAAUAUCCUCAAGUAUCUUUUUCCAGUGCCAAAGGAGGACAGCAGGCGUGUGAUCACAUUCGCCAACCAAGAAGACUUCAUCUCUUUCAGACAUCACACCUAUAAGAAAACAGACCACAAGAACAUACAGCUGACGGAAGUAGGGCCCAGGUUUGAAAUGAAAUUGUAUAUGAUCAAACUGGGAACCCUGGAGAACGAGGUCACCGCAGAUGUGGAGUGGCGUCACCACGCAUAUACACACACAGCGAAGAAAAGAAGAUUCCUUAGCAUUGAAUAGGAACUGAGUCAUCAUCUGGAAUUAUAAAAUAAUAUGUGAUUUUUGUUAAAGGAGCAUAACGAGGGAUGACAAGUCCAAGUGUAGUCAACAGCUAUGGAUGUCUACAGUGAUGAAUAGGACAGCUGAGCUCAAGUAGAUUGAGCCCUGUUUUUUAUGACAACCCUAUUUGUAGGGUUAUAUAUACAGUAUAAAGCAUUGCAUUCUAUAUGGUUAUUCUAACUUUUUUAUGCUGUUUUAUAAUAAAGAGUUUACUUGAUCUGCAA